ACGCAAUAUAUCAACUGUGCUCUUUGACAAACGAACUGAUAUUCUCCAAAGGGAUAACAAGUUAUAUAAAUCAAACGUCAUUCUUAGAUUGAUCACAACUUAGUAACCAAAGUCUUUGUUUCUUCCGAAAAGUUUGCAAGAAAAAGAGAAAGGACAUGUGCAAUUAGGACAAGCAAUAGCGUACUCAUCUCCAUGGUGGUGCAGAUAUAAUGGCCAGCUGUGUGCUUAAAGGUUUAGCAGCCUGUGUUCUCGUCGCUUCAGUAUUAUGCUGUCCGGAUAAUUGUAACGGACGUGGAUCAUGUAAUAGGAGUGUUGUUCCUCCAAGAUGUCAGUGUAUGAACGGGUAUAUUGGAGAAGCAUGUCAAGUGGAAACAUUCCAAGUGGAGAGACCAGGUCCAUUUAGUCCCUUAGUGUCCGCCCAGCAGUUCUCGUAUUUGCCCUUCAGCAUAAGAUCUUGUAACAACGCGUACAUAGAAUUAAUGCGUCAAGACAAACUGGGAUUUGGUAUUGAGCUUGGUAGUUCUCGUAACCCAUUUUCUUCACUUGAUAGAAUUCCACCUUCUGAAACCGGACAGCUAGAUGCUCGCCCCGGUGCCAUUUUGGAUUGCAACAACUUUCGUGAAUUCUGGUUGGAUUGGGAUAAUGGGCUUAUUCGACUAGGAUCAGGUUCCGUAAGAGGGCAGAAUGUUCUCCUUAGCUCACAGCAAGAUCCGGGCCUACGAAUUAACCAGAUGGUUUUCAACUCAGGUGUUUGGAGACUGCCUUCUCAAUUUCGAGCUCCUGUAACAGAAACUCAGAUGGCAGAGUUUAACGGACCAACAGUACAAGGAGACACAAUGAUGGUCUCCCAAGGAUCCCCUGUAAUGUUUGGAGGAGUUCCUUCACACGCAGAAGGGAUAGUAGACCCUCAAGGGCUUUUAGAGCAUAGACUGUUGUCUGGUGAAAGAAAGGUCGAUGAACAAGGAAACAUUCAGUAUAAAUUAGAAAAUUCUCAAAGCACCCCUUCCACAAAUUUUGUUCAGCAAAAUGAUAGAACAAUUCUUACUGAGCAAAAACCCACAAACAUCGAGCCAACACCAAAAAUAGAGCGACUGCAGCAGGUCACAAGAAUAGAAAAGUCCAAAAGACCAAAGACUACAACUACUGAGAGACCAGUCCAUAGCGCCAGCCCGGCUGUUAAUGAUGUCAUAAAUCAAAACUCCUGGCCAGAAAACACCAAUACUGAUUCACUGGCGAGCCUGGAGCAGCGUGCAUUUUCGAACCAACUUGAAUCUGAUAAUUCUAAACGUGUCCUAAACCAAAUUAGUAUACAGGAUCAAAAUCGAGAAGAAUUGCAAAGCUCUAACCAAAACCCAAAACAAAAUACUGAUUCCUUAGCUAAUCUGGAGCAGCGUGCAUUUACCAGCAAUCUUGAAGUUGAUAAUUCUAAACGUGACCAAAAUCAGAUCAACAUAAAAGAUCAAAAUCGACAAGGAUUGCAAAGCUUUAAUCAAAAUCCAGAAGAAUAUAAGACCGUUGAAAGUAAGAGUAAUCAAGAAGCAGUAACACAAAGGGCUAUCGAUGGUCCUGUGACAUCAAGCGAUAUUUACCCCACUGAUUCGCAUUUGAAUCGGCUUGAUCAUACAGAGAAUAAAGAACAGCAAAUUGUGAAGCCAGAAACCCAAAAUAACAACAUUAAAGAAAACGUUAGGACUAAAAGCAUGGAUAGUCCUUUAGAAAUGGGAACCAAAAUUACCCCUAGUGUACUACCAAAAGAAACAAACAACGAUGUACAAAUAACAAAUCCAGUUAUUUUAAGUGAAGAAGGUUCUAUUUUAGGGAUGGAUGGUAAACCAAUUAAAACAUCAAUCACAAAGGUGAACAAUGACGGGAAAAGAGAGCGUCUUGCUCAGAAUUUGAUAACAGGGCCCAACGGUCAAAUUCUUUCUAAAAUUGAAAAAGUAGACUCAGAUGGAAACACACAGAUUUCAUUUGACCCUCAGUCUCAAAUCAAUUGGCCAACUGAACAAAAUUCAGUCCCCAAUAAACGAGUUAAUUUUGAUAAGGAUGGUCGUCCUCUGUUAACCGUGGAGAGAAAAAUACAACGACCCUCAGGUCCUGUCCAGACUAUGAUAGGGCCAAAUGGAGAAGUAAUUGAUGUAAGUAGUCAUAAACAUUACAGCCCUGAUGGUUCAAGGUACGAAGAAAAAGAACAACAAAGAGUAGUGAGUGCAGAUGGAUCUCAUAUAAGUGAAGCAGCAAAGACGAAAAGAAUUACCCCAGAAAUGGCAGGCAUAAAGGACACAAAAAGACAAGAAUUAGUACGUCGUAAUAGAUUACAUAUAAAGAAAACCGAAAAUGAAAAGACUUUGAAACCUGACUUGCUGGAAAUAAAAAAAUCAAAUCGUGAAGAAACGCAUAGGCCAGACGUUGCACAUUUUAAAGAAGAGAAAGACCAGAUGACAGUGGAUGCUAAAGGCACUUCCCACUUCAGGAAGAGUAAACGACAAGAAUUGAUAGGUCCUAAUAGAUCGGCGUGGAGUUCCAGUUUUAGCACUAAAACUUUUUUUGUUUCUAAGGGAAAUGGGCAAGUGCCAGUCACUAACGACCGGUCAACCACGACUCAAGAGCCAAUUACACGCAAUAGGCAUGAAAACAACAUACUAAAUGUUCCUGAUGCACACCCAGGCAGGAUUUUGCCCAUGAUUCCUGAACAACCACAGAAUAUCCCUCAUUCAGUCUUUCAAAAUCGAGAUCAAAUACCUCCUGUACAACAAGAACACUCGUUUAUAUCUCAUCCACAUGCUCAAAAUAAUGUUUGGAUUAAUCCAAAUUCUGGAGCUGAUCAUCAAGAACAUAUCGUCGAAAUGCAUUUACCUUCAAAUACAAGGGCGGAAUCUAUUGGGAUAAACACACCACAGAGUGUAAACAUUCGUGAGUCCACACUUCCGUCUGAAAGUUUUCAUCAGCAAAUAUUACCUAAUGGGCAGCUUCAGCACACGCCUGUAAACAUAAUAGAGCAACACAGACCUGAAAUGUUUACCUCGCAAGGCGUGAUAAGAAGUCCUGAAGUAGGGGAACAGUGGUUUAUUCCACAGCAACAACAUGCCUUUCAAUCUGAUCCCCAACAUCGAGGGUUUAGCAACAACCGAGAACAGACAAUCCAAACUCAACAGGUAAUAGGUUCGCCAAAUUUCUUUGGAUCUUCUCAAUGGGGUCCUCGUUUUGCACCAAAUGAGGUCCAUGGCGUAAUGCAAGGUCAGCCAUUUUUUAGGUCAGGUCGAAAAAAAAGACAAGUGCCUCCUCCACCCCCAAGGGAUGCUUUUGACAAUUUUGACUUUCCCGAACCACAGAGAACAAAUCAAGUUAUAGGUGAUGGUAUGUCGUCAAAGGUUAGCUCUGAUGGCAACACAUUGUCAUCUGGAAGAGUAUCGAAUUCUGUUAACACAGAAAUGAUGCCUCCUCCACAACAUUCUAUGAUGCCAACUAUGCCUGUUCCUUCAAUGGCUCAUAGUGUCGAUGUUGGUAAAAUUGGUGGAUCGAUGGAAUCGAUGGCAAGCAGAAAUGUGAUGCCACCACCACUACCACAAGAUGCAGUGAUGUCCAAUAUACCAAUCCCAUCGACUGGUGGAAUGGUCGAUUUUGAUCAAACUGGUGGAAUCCAAACAGCAUCACCGCCAGAAGCACAUCACUCAAACAUGAUGGAUCUGCAGAACAGAGUUGACCCAUCUGGUACAGGAAGCAUGCAAGGACAAAACAUGCUUCUUUCACCACAAAACACGGGUGGUUCACAAUUUAUGAUGAGAAACCCACCACAGAGUACAGUAGAAGAAGUACAGUUAAAUAAUGGGGGAUUUUUCGAGAUUGAAUGUGGAAUUAAAUCAGCUGAUCCUAAUAUGGAAAUCAGGUGGACAAAAGAUGGAGUACCUUGGACACCGCCGCCAAACAAUCCAAAGAUAUACUUUGCUAACAACAAACGGAAGAUAGUGUUCGAAUCAAUUACUCCUGAAGACAACGGAAACUACAUGUGUGUCGCUAAUAACCUGUUCAAGACCUCCGCUACCCACGAUUUGGUUAUCGAUUCUCCAAGUAGUACGGCUAAGAUUGUGCAUGAGCCAACUCAAUUGUCCCCCACCCUUGGUGGUCGACUGGAACUUCUCUGUGAUAUUUCCUCAACAAAUCCAAACUUAGAGAUAACUUGGUUCAAGGACGGGGCGCCAUUUCAUCCAAAAGAAGACCAAACAAUUAAUUUUUUCUUCAAUAAAAAGAUACUUGUAUUCAGCUCUGUAGAUGAGGCUGACAAUGGGAAAUAUACAUGUAGCAGCAGUGACGGAUAUAUGAAUCCAAAAGCCAUGAUAGUGACAGUGCAAGGAAAAGAUUCUCAAAAGUUUACGCAGAUGUUUGGUCAAGAUUUCAGCAACAAAAACCAACAGCAAUACAUGCAAACAUUUGAAAGCAGCGGUCCUUUACAGGGUGUACCAGUUGGGUCUGGGUACUUUGAGAUCACUUGCAAUGUCCAAGUGACGAAUAACCGAUCGGAAAUCCGUUGGACAAAAGAUGGACAACCAUUUAACAUUGAUCCAAACAAUCGUGAUGUCUAUUUUACUGCCAAUAGGAGAAAGAUCAUUUUUGAAAACUUGUCACCGGAAGACAAUGGCAUGUAUACGUGUCACGUCAAUGAUCCUUACGUCACAUCCGCUUCUACAGAUCUCUUCAUUGAAAACCCAAAUGACGCAAUGGUGGUAUACAUGCCCCAGAAAAAGAAUCCCGUAGUCGGCAGCGUGUUAGAACUUCGAUGCGAUGUGACCUCAACUGAAACCGAGGUCAGGCUCAGCUGGACAAAGAACGGUAUCCCCCUUACUCCUAGUAACCGGGUCUCCAUGGAGCGGGGCAACACACUUGUCUUAAUACGUAACGUCACAGAGGCUGACAACGGCCAGUAUAAAUGUAUUGCCAACGGAGAUCAAUCAACGGCAGUUUCCACCUUUGUCAAUGUUCAUUCACAAGAAGACGUCCGAAAUACACAGUUAUUUGGAACAGCUGGAAAUCAAUUUUUCAUGGGCGGAAAUCAAAUGUCUGGGGGUCAUAUGAUUCAAGGACCAACAGUUGGGGGUCAAAUGACUCAAGGACAAACAAUUGGAGGUCAAAUGAUUCAAGGACAAACCAUGGGAGGUCAAAUGAUUCAAGGCCCAACCAUGGGAGGAGGUCAGUUCAUUCAAGGCAAUGUUGUUGGAGGUCAAAUGGUUCAAGGUCAAUAUCUUGGAGGAGGUCAAAUGAUUCAGGGUCCUGGCAUGGUUAGCGCCCCACGACAAGAGAAGACAAUAACAUCGGGAUAUUUCGAGAUCCACUGUAAUAUAUCAAUUAAUUCACCGGGUGUAGCUGGAAUAACUUGGUUGAAAGACGGAACUCCCUUUAUACUACCCUCCAACAGACCCGUGUAUUUCAAGAACAACAAGAGAACUAUCGUUUUUACGUCCGUGACUCCAGAAGAUAAUGGGCAGUAUACCUGUAUAGUUGACAACCAGUACCUGGCCUCGGCAACAACAGAUCUUUUUAUAAAGAAUAAAGAGUUCUUUAACAAGGAUUGGACACAAAAUGCUGUAGUUGUUUACGAGCCUGAGACAUUAAACCCGCUUCAGGGAACCCGACUUGAAUUGACUUGUCAGAUUACGACAACUAACCCAAACAUCCGCCUGACCUGGCUGAAAAAUGGCGUCCCUCUCCAGGAGACUCCUGAUGGUAAAAUCCAGUUUGAAAAUUACAACCAAAUAUUAGUGCUGGAUCCAGUGGAUUUGAUGGAUAAUGGAACAUACACGUGUCAGGCUAAUGAUCGCCAGAGAACGUCUGUAUCAACUGUAGUUCAUGUCCAUGAGCGCGAUGAGAGCAGAACAGUUCUCACUUCGAUGUCAUUAUCUUCUGGUUCUUUUAGAAGAAGUGAUGCGUUAAGUGAAGUAAAUAUCCGAUCAGGAUACUUUGAGAUUAACUGCCUCCUGGAUGAUGACACAUCUGAGAUAUACUGGGCCAAGGAUGGGGAACUCUUCGUCCCCCCAGCUGACAGAGCUAUAUAUUUCACCAACAAUAAGAGGAAGAUAGUAUUUGAGGGAUUCAGACCGACUGACAGUGGACUGUAUACUUGUGUGGCCAACAAUGAAUACUUGUCUGCUGCAUCUACUGACAUAUUUUUGGAGCCUCCAAUGGAAAAUGCACUGGUGAUAUAUGUACCUCGACGAUACAAUCCUAUCGUUGGAAGACAAUUGGAGAUCAGGUGUGAUACAAGGUCAACCAAUCCCAAUCUAAAGGUCACGUGGUUCAAAGAAAAUGUCCCCCUAAAUCCACAAAGUAAUCCGAGUCUAAGUUUCUUAGAUGGUGGUCGAAAGUUAGUUUUUAACUCUGUCAAAAUUGGAGAUCAGGGGAAAUAUAUGUGUGCAACAGAUGAUCCUAACAUAGCUGCAUUGACAAUGUUCAUACAGCCUCACGCUAAUGAGGCCGCAAGACAACGAUAUUUCGGAUUCCUUGGAGGUAGACAAGCGGUUGAUGCAACAAUCCAAGUCGUCUCUGGAAGGGUGAGAAUUCAGUGUGACGCAGCGAACGGUGCCACAAAUAUUGCCUGGUUCAAAGACGGCUUACCUUUAGACGGCAGUGAACCCGGAGUUUCCUUUGAAGAUGAUUACCAGACAUUAGUUCUAUCCCAGUGGGGACCGUCAAGUGAAGGGAAUUAUAUGUGUCUCGCUGAGGGCCCAAGUUGGCGAUCAGCAUCAAAAGAACUUACUUACAUAAGUCCAGCUGAAGCCGGUUUGACAACAAAGCUUAUGAAAAUGUAUCCGUUGUUUAACUCGGCAAUGGAAAUGAUUUGUGGGAUCCCGGGACUACAGCCUGAUGACGUCAUAACCUGGGAAUUUGAAGGUCAAACUGUAUUGCCAGAGCCUGAUCGAGUCAUGUUCUUGGACAAUGCUAGAACCCUAUGGAUAAAAUCUUUUAAACCAACAGAUAUUGGAAGUUAUUCAUGUAGUGCUAACGGUUUUAGAUGGUCAGUCUAUGCAAACGGAUAUUACACUGAUUUAGAAAGAAAACGUGCACUAGGAAGCCCCAUAUUCCUGAGACAAUGGAUGUACGGUCCCCAGAGACAGAUACAAUUUGGAAUGCCAAUGAGAUAUCCGGUGAUGGGAGGCCGAGUAGAAAUUAUUUGUGGAAUCCGAAAUGAUUAUAACACUGUUGUUCGUUGGUUUAAAGAUGGUAGCAGAAUUCGUAGACCUCAGCCAACAUAUUAUAUGUAUAACGGUCUGGUCCUUGUAUUAAUGGAUUUCUCUGAUUCUGAUAAUGGCGUGUAUACCUGUGUAGCCGGUGAUGGCAUGAUGUCUUCUUCUUCAACCAGACUAAACUUCGAAAAUCCUGAGGCUGCAACUGCAACAUAUGAUCCACCAUCGAUGAAUCCCGUAAUAGGAGAAAAAGCAGAGAUAUUCUGCAACAUUCCAAAUCUACCACCAGGUGUAACUGUAAACUGGCAAAAAGACGGACAGCCAUUUGACACACCUACCGAAAGAGUCCAGUUUUACAAUAAUAACCGUAAGAUUGAAUUCAGCUCCGUAUACCCUGAAGACGCCGGCAGUUAUGUUUGUAUAGCAAAUGAUGAGAUUGGGACCUCGUACUCAACAAAUGUUCAAGUCUUCAAUGAUGAUACUCUUCGACAAACCAGUGUUUACGGGAACCCUACAUUUUUACUUUCGCAAAACGAUAGACCUUUACCCAAUCUUAACAUAGGAGGAACACUAGAACUACCCAUUCAGUCAGGAGUUGUAGAGCUCUUAUGUGCAGCCCAGUCAUCAAAUCCUAAUGCUGUCUUUGUCUGGUUAAAGGACGGACAAUAUCUGUCCAGGUCACCAGUAUACUAUAAAGACGAUGGGCGCGUGUUGGUUAUUCCAGACUUCACAGCUGAUGACAUUGGAAAUUAUACAUGCAUCACUAAUGACGAAACGAUGUCAUCGUCAUCAACAACAGUGAAUUACGUUUCACCUGACCUAGCCCAGGCUAGAUAUGAGCAGCCCCACAUGAAUCCCCUGACUGGAGGAAAAGCUGUACUGAGGUGUAACAUCCCUAAUCUUCCGCCUGGGGUAGAUGUGUUCUGGGAGAAGGAUGGCCAGGCUUUUAAUACCCCCAGUGGAAGAAUUCAGUUCCUUAAUAACAACCGUAAGAUUGAGUUCAGUGAGGUGUAUCCACAGGAUGCUGGCAGCUACACGUGUACAGCUAAUGAUGGAUCUUUAGCAACGUACUCCACUGGAAUUUAUGUUUUUGAUCAGGAUCAACAACGAAGAACAUCAGUUUAUGGUCCAUUAAUAGAACCAGGGUUGGACGCUGGCCAAACGAUUGGUGAGCAGCCUAUGCCCAAAAAUACAAAUGAACAGCCAACAGGAAUUAAUCCGGAUAUAGUGGGUGAACGUCCAAUAGGAAUUAAUCCAGACAUGGUGGGUGAACGGCCAGUAGGAAUUAAUCCAGAUAUGGUAGGCGAACGGCCAAUAGGAAUUAGUCCAGAUAUGGUGGGUGAACGGCCAAUAGGAAUAAAUCCAGAUAUGGUGGGUGAUCGGCCAGUAGGAAUUAAUCCAGAUAUGGUGGGUGAACGGCCAAUAGGAAUAAGUCCAGAUAUGGUGGGUGAUCGGCCAGUGGGAAUUAGUCCAGAUAUGGUUGGUGAACGGCCAGUAGGAAUUAGUCCAGACAUGGUGGGUGAACGGCCAGUAGGAAUUAAUCCAGAUAUCGGAGUGAUCAAUCCAGACACAGUAGACAGACCACCAGUGCUUGUCAGUCCAGACCCAGCAGGCGAACAGCCAGUUCCAAUUUAUCCUGGUGAAGGCGAACAACCUACAUCUGCCUACCCAGGAUUAACGCCACCUCAAACUAUUAUUCCUCAAGGUCAACCCCUCUCAUUGCCAAUCGACUCUGGUAGAUUAUACCUCCGUUGUGGUAUCCAGACAAAUAAUCCAAACGCUGUUAUUCGCUGGUUGAAAGACGGUCGACCAAUCAGGAGGAACCAACCUACAUACUACAUGUUUAACGGGAGAAUACUAGUACUGUAUGGAUUUUCUGCUUCUGAUGCAGGACAAUACACCUGUGUGACUAAUGAUAGGACAAUGUCUUCUUCCACAACAAAUCUGCAAUUUGAAAACCCAGGCUCAGCAACGGCUGUGUAUGCUCCCCCAAGUUUGAAUCCACUCACUGGAGGAAAGGCAGAAAUUUUAUGCAAUAUUCCCAACUUACCUCCCGGAGUUUCCGUAACAUGGACGAAGGAUGGUCAACCAUAUGACGUUCCAAGCAACAGAGUGGAGUUCCUCGAUUUGAACCGUAGAAUUGUGUUCAGUUCAGUUUAUCCUGAGGAUAUCGGUAGAUACGUCUGUAUUGCAAACGAUGCGACAAGAACCACAUAUACGACCGACGUGAAUGUCUUUGACGAUGAUACUCUUCGACAGACAGAUGUUUAUGGAAAUCCUACAUUUUUGCUUUCACAGUUAGAUAGACCCUUACCUAAUCUGAAUAUUGGAGGAACGUUGGAUCUUCCUUUAGAAUCAGGAGCUAUGGAGUUGUUAUGUGGAGUUCAAACAAAUAACCCCAAUGCCGUAUUUACUUGGUUGAAAGACGGACAGCCUAUCACAAGGACUCCAGUAUUCUACCAGGACGAUGGUCGCGUGCUUGUCAUACCGGACUUCUCACCUGCUGAUAAUGGAAAAUACACAUGCAUCACCAAUGACAGGAUGAUGUCCUCGUCGGCUGCAGAUGUCAGAUUCGUUAGCCCAGAAAUAGCAUCAGCUGCAUAUUUACCUCCUGAGAGGAACCCCUUGGUUAACGACAAAGCAGAGAUUUAUUGCAACAUUCCAAACUUAGCUCCAGGAGUCCCGGUCUUCUGGGAGAAGAAUGGUCAAGCAUUUGACUCUCCUAGCCCAAGAAUACAGUUCCUGAAUGAUAAUCAUAAGAUAGAGUUCAGCACGGUAUAUCCAGAAGAUGCUGAUAGCUACACAUGUACAUUAAAUGAUGGAUCAGGGGAAAGCUACACAGAUCUAUUAACACCAUAUGCAACAGAUGCGGAGAGGGCAGAUGCAGUGUAUGGACCAAACCGAGUGAUUGAGAUUCCAGACACGUUGCCUCCCGAACCACCUCAAGCUAUACUCCCUGUAGAUCCAAUGGAUCCAAAUAACAUUCCUGUCCAGCCAACUGCUAUAAACCCAGAUACAUUGGGUGAACAGCCAACAGGGGUUUACCCCGAUACAGGUGAACAACCCACAUCUCUCUAUCCCGGAUUAGCACCUCCUCAAAGUAUUAUUCCACAAGACCAACCCCUGACUUUACCAAUCGACGCUGGUAGAUUAUACCUCCGUUGUGGUAUCCAGACAAAUAAUCCAAACGCUGUUAUUCGCUGGUUGAAAGAUGGUGGACUAAUCAGGAGAAACCAACCGACAUACUACAUGUUUAACGGGAGGAUACUGGUCCUGAUGGGAUUUUCUGCUGCCGAUGCAGGGCAGUACACCUGUGUGACUAAUGAUCGGACAAUGUCUUCUUCUACUACAAAGCUGCAGUUUGAAAACCCAGGCUCAGCAACGGCUGUGUAUGCUCCCCCAAGUUUGAAUCCACUCAGUGGAGGAAAGGCAGAAAUUGUAUGCAAUAUUCCAAACUUACCUCCCGGAGUUUCCGUAACAUGGACGAAGGAUGGUCAACCAUAUGACGUUCCAAGCAACAGAGUCGAGUUCCUCGACUUGAACCGUAGGAUUGUGUUCAGUUCAGUUUAUCCUGAGGAUAUCGGUAGAUACGUCUGUAUUGCAAACGAUGCGACAAGAACCUCAUACACGACAGACGUGAAUGUCUUUGACGAUGAUACUCUUCGACAGACAGAUGUUUAUGGAAAUCCUACAUUUUUGCUUUCACAGCUAGAUAGGCCAUUACCUAAUCUGAAUAUUGGAGGAACGUUGGAUCUUCCUUUAGAAUCAGGAGCUAUUGAGUUGUUAUGUGGAGUUCAAACAAAUAACCCCAAUGCCGUGUUUACCUGGUUGAAAGACGGACAACCUAUAACAAGGACUCCAGUAUUCUACCAGGACGAUGGUCGCGUGCUUGUCAUACCGGACUUCUCUCCUGCUGAUAAUGGAAAAUACACGUGCAUUACUAAUGAUAGGAUGAUGUCCUCAUCUUCUGCAGAUGUCAGAUUCGUAAAUCCUGAAACGGCAUCAGUUGCGUAUCAACCUCCUGAAAGAAACCCGUUGGUUAACGACAAAGCAGAGAUUUAUUGCAACAUUCCAAACCUAGCACCAGGAGUUCCUGUUUUCUGGGAGAAGAAUGGUCAGCAAUUUGAUUCUCCUAGCCCCAGAAUACAGUUCCUGAAUGACAAUCGUAAGAUAGAGUUCAGCACGGUGUAUCCAGAAGAUGCUGGUAGCUACACAUGUAGAUUGAAUGAUGGAUCAGGAAAAAGCUACACAGACCUAUUAACACCAUAUGCAACAGAUAUGGAAAGGAUAGAUGCAGUGUACGGUCCAAACAGACCACGAGACAUUCCAGAAACUUUGCCUCCUGAUUCCCUUCAGCCUACAGGUAUCAAGACAAUUUUCCCGACUCUAAAUAGUCGAUUCGAACUUCACUGUGAUAUACCAGACCUCCUCCCUGGCAUCGACAUUAUAUGGAAUAAAAAUGGACAAACGUUUUUGCCGUAUGGCAUAACACCCCGGAUAUAUUUCAUGGAGAACAAGUCUGUUAUGGUAUUUCGGUCAAUAUUACUUGAGGACUCGGGGGAUUAUACAUGUAUCGCCGAUGAUAUAAUGGAAUCCUCCCACACGACACGACUAGAGGUCAAAGGUGAAAAUCACGCUGGAAUUAUUCCUCCAAUGGACCAAUCGCCAAGCGAUCCAACACCAACGCCCGAUGCAACAAACCCAGACGUAGUAUCUGGACCAUCGGAAAUAUAUCCCAUGGAUCCGAAUCAACCACCGGAUUCUGUGAAUCCAGAUUUAGUACAACCAUCGUCAGUCGUUUACCCUGGAGAUCAAAAUCAAAUUCCUCAAGAUGUUAAUUCAGACAUAGAACGUCCACCUGUAGACACAAUUCCUGUUGAUCCAACUCAACCACCUGAGUUCAUUAAUCCAGAUUUGGUAGCCCCAUCGCCAGAUAUAUUCCCUGGGGAAUCAAAUCAACCACCGGAUUCUUUAAAUCCUGAUUUAGUACAACCACCUUUAGACAUAUACCCUAGAGAUCAAAAUCAAAUUCCACAAAAUGUAAAUCCAGACAUGGUACGUCCUCCGAUAGAAGCAAUCCCUGUGGAUCCAACUCGACCACCAGUGGCCAUUAAUCCAGAUUUGGUAGCUCCAUCGCCAGAUAUAUUCCCUGGGGAAUCAAAUCAACCACAGGAAUCUAUUAACCCAGGUUUAGUACAACCACCUUUAGACAUAUACCCUGGAGAUCAAAUUCCACAAGAUGUUAAUCCAGACAUAGUACGUCCACCGAUAGAUGCAAUCCCCGUAGAUCCGACUCAACUACCAGAGGCCAUUAUUCCAGAUGUGGUAGCUCCGCCGCCAUAUAUAAUUCCUGAGGAUCCAAAUCAACUACCAGAGGUCAUAAAUCCUGACAUGGUACCUAGGCCAUCUGACAUAUAUCCAGAUACGUCACAACCUUUAGAUGCUACAAAUCCAGAUAUUUUCCCUCGACCAACAGAUAUAAGCCCAGUAGAUCCAACUCAACCACCACCAUCAAUAAAUCCAGAUAUGGUGCCUGGACCUCCUAAUGUGUAUCCUGGAGAUAACAAUCAACCACCGGAUGCCAUUAAUCCAGAUUUGGUUUCCACACCGUCAGACAUAUAUACUGGAGAUCCAAAUCAACCACAGGAUGUUAUAAAUCCAAAUGUAGUACCCAGACCUUCAGACAUUUAUCCCGGGGAUCAAAAUCAACCAUCAGAUGCUACAAAUCCGGACAUGAUACCUAGACAACCAGAUGUGUUACCUAUAGGUCCGAGUCAGCCAAUUGAUGCCAUUAAUCCUGACAUCCCACCAAGGCCAAAAGAUAUAUAUCCCCGAGAACCAUAUGAACAACCGGGAGCUCUAAAUCCGGAUAUUGAUCCGUCUCUUGAUACAAACCAAAACUAUUUAAGCCCAAACCGACAGCCUACGCCUAUAGAUAGACUUCCUGAACCAGGAAUGAUACCACCAACGGACCAAUUCCCUAGCAAUCCAACACUAACAUCAGAUCCAACUAAUCCAGACAUGGUAUCUGGACCAUCAGAAAUAUAUCCUAGGGAUCCAAAUCAACCACCAGAACCUACUGAUCCAAGAUUAGUACCAUCACCCUCAGACAUAUACCCGGUAGAUCAAAAUCAAAUGCCACAAGAUGUUAAUCCAGACAUAGUACGUCCACCGAUAGACGCAAUCCCUAUGGAUCCAACUCAACCACCGGAUGCCAUUAAUCCAGAUAUGGUGGCUCCGCCGCCAAAUAUCUACCCUAGGGAUCCUGAUCAACCAUCAGAGACGGAUAUAAAUCCUGGCAUGGUACCUAGGCCAUCUGACAUAUAUCCAGAUACGUCACGACCGUCAGAUGCUAUAAAUCCAGGUAUUUUCCCUCGACCAUCAGAUCUAAGCCCAGUAGACCCAAAUCAACCACCAGAAUUAAUAAAUCCAGAUAUGAUGCCUAGACCUCCUUAUGUUUAUCCUGGGGAUAACAAUCAGCCAUCGGAGGGAAUUAAUCCAGAUGUGGUUCCUAUACCAUCAGAUCCAAGUCAACCAGUUGAUCCCAUUAAUCCCGAUAUCCCACCCAGGCCAGCAGAUAUAUACCCCCGAGAACCAACUCAACCACCUGGAGUUUUAAAUCCAGAUAUUGUUCCAUCUGUUGAUACAAACCGUAAUGAUUUGGGUCCAAAUAGACAACCUACAUCACCGAUAGAUAGACUUCCUGAACCAGACACUGUAGAACCUCAAAUUGAUGAAAUAAUGCCGAGAGUUCCAUCUGCUCGUACAGAUAUUUUGCCAUCAGCACAACAGCCUUUAACGGUAACAGCAAAUGAAGGAAGUCCAUUUGCACUGAAAUGUAGUACCGAGUGGUAUCCUGGCGACAAGAUCACAUGGAGAAAAGAUGGCCGACAAAUAGAAUUUUCCUCACCUAAUGCACCUAUUGGUAUAGAAAACAGAUUAAUCUUUCCUCAAAUCACACCAAGGCACAGAGGAACAUACACAUGUAUAGUAAAUGACAUUCCUGAGACAGCCAGUACCACGAUUUUGGACACUGUUCCAGGAAAUCCAGACAAUGUUGGCUUCGUCGAUCCGGAGCAAAUUGAGAAAUUUGAGGGAGAAUUAUUUAUGUUGAAAUGUAAGAUUCCUAACAUAAGGGAAACUGAUAGCAUUUCGUGGUUCAGGAACAAUAACCCUGUCAUGACAUCACCAAGACGACGUGUCAGCCCAAUGGGUAUCAGUUUUAAUCCUGUACUCAUGGACGAUGGUGGAUCCUAUUUCUGUCUGAAGAAUAAUGACCUUGGUUCAACAUAUUCUGCGGAUUUAAUAGUUUUACCGAAAGAACCGACACAAGUACCACCUAUUUCCCGCCAAGACCCCAUUCCACCUCCUACAGAUCCAAUACCUGAGAGACCAAACGCCUUUAUAUUCGAACCAAGGAAGCCAGGAAUACGUCCUUCUAUGCCAGAUUCCAUACCUGAUAAUGAAAUGUUUAAUUUCCCUCCUCCCCCGCCAAACCCUCCUCGCAUUGGAGGUCCAGCGCCACCACCGACUGAUUUCAUAUCACCUAUUCCAGGAUCCGAUAUUGAUCAGGUUCCACCUAUCCCUGGAUCUCCACGUGAUCGAUUUCCCCCGAUCCCUGGCCCUCAGAUCGAUCCAGUUCCCCCGAUACCUGGAGGUCCUACUGAUCCUUUCCCUCCGGUCCCUGGACCUCAGAUAGAUCCUAUUCCACGUGAUCCUCGUCCCCCUAUUUCACCUUCCACUCCUAGCGAUGUAGAGGUAUCCCCAGGACACUUCCGGCCUGCAGAGGGUACUCCAUUUAUCUUAGAAUGUGGAGAGGGAAUAAAUUCAGACUCUCCUAGAAUUGUUAAGUGGAUCAAAGAUGGCAGACCAGUUGCUAAAGACGUCCGUAAAGACUCGAGGGGGAACCUUCUGUUUGAUCCAAUCAUAUUGCUUGACAGUGGAGCUUAUACAUGUAUAUCCACAAAUCCGAGAAUGGUCUAUAAUGCUGCGGUUGAUGUUAUACCUGAGAACAUCAAUAAUUUCCUUCGGAGUGAGAGGAAUAGAAAUCCAGAGGACAGACUUCCUUUAAUGGAAUACCACCGACCUGUGUCGACGUCUUUCUUCAAACUGACCUGUAACAUCACUGAUGCAGAUUACCGACAGCCAGUGAUAUGGACCAAAGACGGUCAACCACUGGAUAAUUCUAAACCUUCAAUACUUCAACGUACAGAUAAUGGUCGAACUCUUAUAUUCCCGUCGAUUCUUCCUGAUCAGUCUGGAAUGUACAGAUGCCAGAUAGGACCAGAUGACAAAGCGGCAAUAGUAGAUGUCAGACCCGAAAGUGUUCAAGAGUACCUGCUAUUAAGUGAACUGAAUGACGAGUCCCCCACUUUGGUGCUUCCAAACAGAGAGCAAAUGCCCUUCCUACAGUUGCCAAAUUCUGAGAACACCCCGAAGUUACUCGUAACGGACCCUGGUACCUCCAUUCUCAUUCCAUGUGAUCCAGGGUUAAAUGUUGAUCCUAAUGCACCUGUAUCCUGGUAUAAGAAUGGUGAUCUCUUAUCAGAAACACCUGGAGUGGAGAUGCGCACAGAGGGUAUGUUCCUUACCGAUCCCAUGCGGUCUGAUGCGGCAUUGUACACAUGUGUUAUCGGUGAAGGCGAAGCAUCUUCUUCAACCAGAUUAAUUGUCAACGAACCAAAACCAACUCAAGGAUCGUGUAGAGAUAGUGCUGGUAAAGUCUUCCUACAAGGAGAGAUGUAUGCUCCAGAUGUAUCAAAUCCAUGUGAAGUAUGUAGUUGCUCAAAUGGAAAUCCAGUUAACUGCAACCAAAAGAUGUGUAGUCCUCCGGCAUGUCCUAGAUAUGAACUGAUUGAAGGCACAUGCUGUGGAUUCCGAUGUUUAGAGACACCAGGGGAACCUGGACCUCCAUUACCACGAAGAGAACCCGAGCGUCCAAUAAGUCCUCCUGUCAUUGAAAAUCCAGAUCGACGGCCACCUGGGCCUUUAUCUCCUUUUGGAAGAGGCAUUCCUCCACCCGUACCUCCACCUCCCCCUGCUUUCCCGCGUUUCUUUGACGAGGACCCUACUCCUGAUCCAUUGAGUGUAAGCCCAAUAGAUGCCCGUCCCCCUCCUACAGAUAUAGGAUCCGGGCCACUCUCUCCCCCUGGCUCAGUCUCACAAACCCCUUAUGAUGUUGAAAUUUCCCCAGGACAUUUCCGACCUUCAGAGAGGACUUUAUUUAACCUGAUAUGUCGAAUUCCUUCUUCCACGGGAAGAGUUCUCUGGAUGAAAAAUGGAAGACCAAUAAGAAAUCCCAUCCAAAAUGCCAGGGGAGAUCUUGUGUUUGAUUCAGUUAGAAUGCGUGAUAGUGGAGUAUACACAUGCGUGUCUGAUGAUUACAAGCAAACAUACAGCGCUGCUGUUGAUGUGCUUCCACAAAAUAUCGAUGACUUUGUGUUAAGUGAGAGGAACAAAAACCCCGAGGACAGACUCGCUAUGAUAGAUUACCACAGACCCAUGUCGAACACUCCCUUUAGUCUUACCUGUAACAUAGAUGGAAUGGACUCCCGACUACCGGUUGUUUGGAGAAGAGAUAAUCGACCUUUAGACAUUGCUAGAGACGAAUCUAUUCGAAUCACCGACAGGGGAAGGGUUCUCCGCUUCCCGUCCAUUGCACGUGCUCAGUCAGGAGUGUAUAGUUGUCAGAUAGGGAAUGUAGAUAGAACAGACAUUGUUGACGUCAGACCGGAAGAGGUCCAAGAAUACCUUCUUUUAAGUGAACUGGACGAUAAAACACCCAAUGCAAUACUGCCAGAUGGUGGUCAACUACCAACAUUGCGUUUACCAUCUGAUAGUGAUCCUAAAUUAAUUGUGGCCCCGUCCGGUGCACCAACACAAAUUAUGUGUGACGCUCAACAGAAUAUGGACCCAAAUCUUCCCGUGUUCUGGUUUAGAAACGGACAGUUGGUUGUCCCAUCACCAGCAAUCGAAUUCAACCCAAGAGGUUUGUUGUUCACUUCCGUUGAAGAACGUGACGCGGGGCUGUUCACAUGUGUUGUUGGCGAAGUAGAAGCUACAUCGUCGACAAGACUGGUGGUUACAUCUCCAGAUUCUGUUGAUCCAAUACCACCAAAUCUAGUUGACCCAAUCGAUAGACAAGUGCCUACUGGUUCAGUCGACAGGCAAAUGCCUCCAGUGCCUCCUAGCCCAAUCGAUAGGCAGGGGCCCCCAGUGCCUCCCGGUCCGAUCGACAGGCGAAUACCUCCAGUGCCCACAAGCCCUACCGACAGGUUAUUGCCCACUGACCCAAUUGACAGGCGAGAGUUUCCAGGUCCAAUUGAUGGACGUAUGCCAACUGACAUGAUAGAUAGGCGAAUGCCUCCAGGCCCUAUUGAUGAGCGUAUGCCAACUGACAUGAGAGAUAGGCGAAUACCUCCAGGCCCUAUUGAUGGGCGUAUGCCACCUGACAUGAUAGAUAGGCAAGUGCCUCCAGUGCCUUUUGAUGGGCGGAGGCCAACUGACAUGAUAGAUCGGCAAGUGCCUCCAGGCCCCACCGAUGGAAUUGAUCAAAUAUCUCCAUAUCCAAAAGGCAGCGAACCACCCAUAACAGAUAGACAAGGACCGUACACUCUGCCAAAUCUAGAGAUUCCAAGACAGAUAGAUAACCAGUUGAUAGGACCAGAGGUGCCUUCAGAUCCAGAUGCAACAACAGUUCUGAGUCAAGUUAACCCAGAUACCGGAAUUCUAGAACCAAGACGACGACCACCUGUUCGUCCAGACAUCAACAUCAGAGAUUCCAUACCUCCGAUACCACCUCGGGAUAUCAGACCCACAGACAGACUACCUCCAGAUGUUGGCUCCGGUCCAUUAGGACCAGGUCCGGAAGACACGGGACCGAUGAGGGUGUCCCCCUUGAGACCUCCUGAGGGUGGGCGCUCGGACAUCUCUCCCCUUGGUGGUAUAAUUGCGCAAUUCUUUUAUCCUCGGAUCGGGCAAAACUUUAGGCUUCCUUGCAAUAUUAGAGGACUUACACCCGAUACUCCCGUGGUUUGGUAUAAAGAUAAUCGUAGGUUCCUACCCGAGAAUGGUCGAGUCCGGAUAGUGGACAAUGCAAUAGUGUUCCAACCAGCACUAGCUGAGGAUUUUGAUAGUUACGCAUGCGUCAGACCAGAUACCAUGGAAACAGUACGGGCUCAGCUCUACGUCAAUGGCGAUGAAAGACCACCAGGACUACCCGAUGAACGAUUUACCCCAAGACGAGAUGGAAGUCUUGUGCAGCAUUUUUACUACCCAUCCUCUGCCGAAUUAUUUGAGCUCCGUUGUGAUCUUAGGUCUGGGGAUAAUACAAUUCCAAUUAGAUGGUUUAAAAACGGACGAAGAUUCCAAGUACCCGUCGAUAGGCCUGUUUCUUUACUCGAUAACAAUCGUGUCAUACGUUUUAGUUCCAUUUCACCCAGGGAUAAUGGUCAAUAUACCUGUAUGGCUGGAGAUAAUUUAGCGACUGUCUCCUCAGAAAUCAUCGUUACAAGUCCAGGAAUGACAUUUAAUCCCAGAGACAGACAAAUAUCAUUAAGUAGCAGCGACAGGAAUGCAUUACUUCAAUUUACAGGAACCCAAGGAUUUUCUAGCAAAUUUUUCCCCAUCGUCCGGAGACCGUUCAUAUUAAAUUGCACGGCGGCAAUGGACACACCAUCCCUACCCGUUACCUGGCUGAAGAACGGGGUUCCGUUCACCCCUAUCAAUAGGCGGACAUUUGUCAGGUCCAGUUCUAUCGUGUUUACCUCCAUCAUGCCUCAGGACAGCGGUCAUUACACGUGUAUUGUAGGUGACAACCAGGACAGCGAGAAUCUCAUAGUCGAUGUGAUAUUUCACGAUAUGGGCUCGGAAGGCACCCUAGGUCGUCCGAUAUUACAACAAAAAUAUAUUCUGAGAUGCGGUAUAUCGAAUUUACGACCUAACACGAGAGUUUCUUGGUUCAAGAAUGGACAACCUUUCGUUCCAAAUUCGGAACGAGUGAGAUUUGCAGACAGCCGAGGUUCUGUUUCGUUCACUCCCCUCCUGGAAGAAGACAAUGGAGAAUAUAUGUGUGUAGCCAAUUAUGGAACUAGCCAGGCGUCGUACACUACAACACUUAGAGGAAUACAAGAGAGAUUACAUGAAAUAAUUACAGUACCUGUCGCUCCUAAGGAACAUCGUGCUACUUUGGCGGAGAGAUAUGUUCUAAUUUGUGCCCUUCCAUCUGUAAAUAAUGCAAAUCCACCCAUUUGGUUUAAGAAUCGACGGCCAUUUAAUCGAAGGACCGCCCCGACCAAUGUGGCUUUUAGCGGAAAUUCUUUGAUUUUCAAUACAGUCACAGAAGCCGAUCGUGGUGUUUAUACUUGCUCAACCCCAGAUGGAGGUGAUCAGUAUACUACUGACUUAAUAGUUGUUCCAAGGCUGUUCACACCCACGGAGGGGUCAAUUUUUACCGUCCGUUGUCAAAUACCUAAUGACGAUCCAAGAAUCCCAGUCUCAUGGGAAAAAGAUGGCCAACCCUUACCACCAGUAAGCUCCAGAACUAUGACCUAUUCCGAUGAUGGCCGGGCUAUCACUUUCACCCCGGUCACUCCACGGAAUGAUGGUCAGUAUCGAUGUAUCAGGGAAGAUGGUCGCGUAUACCCAUUGGCAAUCAAAGUGAAGCCGACCAUGCUGUUUCCACGGAGCAAACUACGACCUUUUAUUUUGGAAUGUGCUCUUCAAAACAUGAAUUCACGGAGAAUGAUCGUAUGGCUUAAGGAUGGAGAAGUUUUCAGACCCAAUGUAGACAGGAUAUCCUUCAACGUGGCAGAUGGGGUCAGACAAAUUGUAUUUGACCCCCUCUUACCGGAGGAUACUGGUAGGUAUGCUUGUGUUGGACCUGACAGAGAACGAUACACCGUCAAUGUUAUGGUGGAUGGACAAAUGCCAGCAGCACGACGUAACUUCCAACCUACCAUCACACAGGCCUUCAGACUGACUUGUGAUAUUCCUUUCCUUGAGCCAUCAACUCCAGUUUAUUGGUUAAAGGGCCAGCAACUCUUUACUCCUCCACGAGAAGAUGUUAAGUUUGAAAAUGGAAAUAAUGAUAUUGUGUUCGAGUCUGUUAUGCCUGAAGAUUACGGAAAGUAUACAUGUGUAACGGCGGAUGGUUCCGAAUUCUAUUCCGUUGACGUGGACGUCAAAAGUGGUCCAGGACAUAGACGAGUGACAAUAGGUGUAACGGAUCGACCAACAUCCACAAUACCUGCCAGAACAACCUAUAAAUUAUUUUGUCGUAUUCCAAAUCUGGAGCCAAAUGAAAAAGUAGUUUGGCUAAAGAACGAGCAGGUAUUCGUUCCAGCGGGAAAUCGGAUCAGAUUUGGGCCCUUGGGUCGAGUGGUGACGUUUUCACCAUUGUUGGACCAGGAUUCAGGAAUGUAUUCUUGUGUAUCAGAACUAUCAGGAACCACCAUCUCUCAGAUCUUAAACGUCGGGCCACCUAUAUAUCCAGAUGACUAUAGACUGGAAGUAGCCCCUGAUUACUAUCGUCCAGUGGAGACCAAGCCUUUUAGUCUUCAGUGCAGGUUGCCCUACUCCCCCGGUCGAAUAUUCUGGAUGAAGAAUGGAUCCCUGUUUAACCCUGAGCAAUCCCCAGCAAUUAGACAGAAUGACCGACUAAGAAGACUAGAGUUCGAUGCCACUAUGCCUGAAGACAGUGGGUUGUAUGUGUGUAUGUCAGAGGAUCACAAUGGAAUAUAUUCAGCUGGAGUGGAUGUUCUUCCCUACAAUAUCUAUGAAUACAUAUCUUCAUUGGGACCUCCAGACAGACAGAAUUUACCACCAGGUGCUGCGCUUCCAGGAAACUUGGACUACGUCAGGGUUCCAUCUGGAGUGCCAUACGAACUACUCUGUAAUAUCACUAACUCACCAGGACCAAAAUCAUGGAGCAAAGAAGGUGCCAUAAUACGUCCUCCUGCUCCAGGCGAUACAAACCGAUUCUUACCAUUCAACCCAAUUACAAAGGCUAAUUCGGGUGUUUACACAUGUCGGGCAGGGAAUCGAGAGUAUACAGUUUUAGUCGAUGUGGUUCCCAAAGACGUUCAAGAAUACUUCCUUCUGAGUGAACGUCCAGAUGAGAAACCUAGCUUGAGACUCCCAGAUGCAAUGCCAGAUAAACCUCGACUUUCAAUGCCGAAUGGCAUGGAUCAAAAGUUACGAUAUACGAGACCGGGAGAUCCUUUUGCAGUAAUUUGUGAUAUCCCACCACAGAAUCAGCCUGUCAGGUGGUACAAAAAUGGCAUGUUAUACGCUCCCCCUCGCCCUGAUAUUCAGGUGUUUGACAGGAUGAUACAGUUUGGACAGUUGACAGAAAACGACCAAGGUGUGUACGCUUGUGUAGCAGGCAAUGGAGAUGCAAUUUCCGCUACAAGACUUGUUGUGAAUCCACGCCAUACAACAGUGACGGUCAAUGUAGCCGAGAGAGAAAAUCCACAGGCCUAUGCACUGACAAGAUUCCGGCUGUAUUGCAGCAUUCCUAUGUUGGACCCAGAGGAACCCGUGGCAUGGAUGAAGAACAAUCAGCUGUUCGUUCCACCUGUCGAUAGAAAUAUACAAUUCUCCCAGAAUGGUCGAAUUGUCACAUUUGACCCCAUUUUGGAGGUCGACAGUGGUACAUACACUUGCAUAUCGGAAAGAACUGGAGCUCAAAUGUCACAGAUGUUAACAGUUAACCCACCUAUAUAUCCAGAAUACUACAGAGAAGAGGUGGCUCCUGGAUACCACCGUCCUGUGGAAACCAAACCGUUCAUACUUAGAUGCCCGGCAGCGGGGGCACCUGUUAUCUGGAUAAAAGAUGGUCUUCCUCUUUCCAAAGAUCAGCAACGCAUCUCAUUCUCCAAUGGCGACCGACAAGUACUGUUCAGGAGCGUGCGGAGGGAGGAUAGCGGUGACUAUGUCUGCAUAGCUAUGAAUGGAAGAAUUCUUCACCAAUCGGCUGUUGACGUUGUUCCUUUGCCUGUUUAUGAAUACUUGAUGUCUUUGGGCCCCCCAGAAAGACAAGGAGAGCGUAUCCUUAACCUCCCACCAAAUCUGGACUACUUGAGGCCUUUGUCCGGCAGUAUGCUUGAGUUAUUCUGUAACGUGUCAGAUGCUGCACUGAGCCAACCAAUCACCUGGGCCAAGGACGGAACUAUAUUACCUGACCAAAAUGGUCAGUUCCUGCUUUUUCCGUCGGUGUUCGAGCCAGAUGGCGGUUUAUAUACUUGUAGGGCAGGAAAUGAAGAGUACAACGCCAUGGUUGACAUAAAGCCAAGGAACGUACAAGAAUAUCUGCUUUUGAGCGAUACACAGGAUAGAAACCCAGCAUUAAUGCUGCCUGAUGCCCCUGAUGAAAAACCAUUAUUAACCCUUCCUCUCGAUGCCAUGGAGAGACAAAGGAUCCAGACCCGUCCUCCUGGGGUUGGCUACAUCUUGGUGUGUAGCUUACCACCUUACAUCCCCUACCAAGUUCCAAUACGGUGGUACAAGAAUGGCGAGGCCUAUAACGUCCCGCCGAAUUCCAGACGGAUAUCAGUGCUGGAUAAUGGUCGGGUUCUUAGAUUUAAUGCACUAAGAGAAGAAGAUGCUGGUCUGUACACGUGCGUGGCGGGAAACAACCUUGCUCUGUAUACCUCCAGAAUUAUUGUUGCUCCGGAUGCUAGAAAUGAACAACUUACCCUUGGAAUAAGAAACAGGGAAAACAACAUACAAGUCAACCAAGACUUCAUUCUGAGGUGUGGAAUUCCACCAAUGAAUCGCAACGUGCCAGUCGUUUGGUUGAAGAAUGGGCGACCCUUCGUCUCGUCAGAUCCGUCAAGGGUUAUGAUUAUGGGCAGAAAUAUUACGUUUUCACCUGUUCUUCCGGUUGACCAAGGUCGCUACACGUGUAUGGCUGUUGACAACUCUGCAUCCUUUACCUCAGUUAUAAAUGUCCUAGCCAGAGGAGCAAGAGCGGAGGAUUCGCAAUUACUCAAUUCCUGGCAGCAACAGUUCAGACCUCUCGGCCUGGGGGCGUAUGAGCUAACCUGUGUGUUGCCAGCGUCUGUGGAACCCUCUAUGCCUGUGAUCUGGAUGAAGAAUGGCCGCCGUAUGAUGAAAGAUGACACGGGUAGAAUUACCUACACGGACGGAAACCGAAGGAUGAUUUUCGCUGAGUUGAGUCCAGAAGACAAAGGAUGGUAUACCUGUGUGGCAUUGGAUAACUCUGCCUCUUAUACACUGUCGCUGGUGGUAGAUGUAGAUCAGAAUACAGAAACCGAUACUGUUGGAACGGCCCUGCGUGUUAAUAACCGACUAUUGGGAACGGAGUACGAGCUCAGGUGUUUACUUCCCGACCCAGAAAGGCCAGUAUUUUGGAUCAAAAAUGGGGAACCCUUUGCAGCUGACCCCGAUGGCCGUAUCAGAUUCUUUGAUGGAAAUCACUUGGUACGAUUCAGGAGCCUUCAACCAGAAGACAGAGGGUAUUACAUGUGUCGAUACGAGGACGGCUCAAUGACCUACAGCACAGCCAUCAGAGUUGUAGGAGGAACAAGAGUCCCAGGACGAAGAAACAUAAGAAACUUCUAUUUAAUGCAACGUGGUGGGAGGUUUGAGCUUCGCUGUGCAAUCCAAGCUAUGAAUCCGAAUUUCCGGGUUAUCUGGCUGAAAAAUGGUCAAUUAUUUGACCCUCCAGCAUCCACAGCCAUAUCAUUUACCAAUGGAAACAGUAGAAUUAUUUUUGACGAUUUGCGCGAAGAUGAUGCGGGUUUAUACACUUGUAUAAGUGGAGGCUACCGGUAUUCUACAUCCCUCUAUAUGAAGACACAGGCUAUGCAAGGUGGAACCGGGUGUAUAGCGCAGUGUGGUACUGCAGCAAGUUCCUGUACGAUCCAGAUUAAUUGUACAACGUAUAUGACGUGCGAAGUCAGUGGGGAGACCUGUGACUGUCGCACCAUGAUGUGUCAAUUUGGAACUUUCUGGAACCCAGACGCCAUGAGAUGCACGUCAAUCAGAACUACCACCUGUGGAACAGAUCCAUGUCUUUUCCAUCCUCCGCGGUACACCUACCCCAGUGACUACAACUGUAGGAGCUUCUACCGCUGUUCUAACAAUAGGAAGUCUAUUCCUAUGUGUUGUAGGCCGUUCUUUAGGUACGACCACAGAACGGGAUCCUGCCAACCAGACAAUGGGUGUUCCAUAGAAUGUACAAAGAGACAGAUUGCUGCAGACCCAACUGUUAGACUAAUGACUGCUCGUCCUAUUAACGGUGUGUGUUUCCUGGAACCUAUUCCUGGGGAUCCCGGAAGAUACUACAACAGGGCUUCCGGUACCACGGAACCGUGUCCACCGGCAACCGUCUUCAGAGCAGAAUCCUGUGUCUGCGAAAACUCUCUUACUCUAACUCAUGUUCAUGAGAAAACAUCUGCUCUUAUCAGGGAAUGUCAUCCGCUCCUUCAGCUUUCCUUUGAAAAGGGAAUCAGAAACAUCUCUCCACAUGCAGUUUACACAGAAAUAACUGACGUUAAUACCACAGUAUCUCGUAGACCUAAAGUCUCCGUCGGUACGUUCAAUGGCAGGACUUCAGAAAUUUCCACACCACGGUUUGUAAGAGAUGAAAUUGAGGAAUUAUUUGUGACAUUGAAUUUCUUGGAGAAGGAUGGCAAGGAUCAUCAAGUUUUGUUCUCUAACUGCCGGGCAUUAGCCACGCCCUACAAAGUACCGGGCAUCCCCGGCCUGAGGACUUCUUCUGCAGAAAUAUUACUGGACAAACGGAAACAAGAAAUUAUUUUCAUAGGCAAAACAGACGAUCCACGGAUCAACACCGCCAUAGUUAGAGUACCAUACACUCCAAAUCAGUGGAACAAAGUAGAACUGAUGUUUGAUGGAUACCGGUUGAGGGGCGUCGUUACUACAGAUAACAACGGCGUCCCAGUGCGACAGUUCGGUGUCGAACCACUCGUGGGACGAUUGAUUCCAUCAGAGGAUAUGACGUCACUGGGUAGAUGCUCUGACACAGACGCUUUCCGGGGUUUCAUGGAUAAGGUUAUUGUUUCAAAUUGCAUUCCAAAAGGAUGAUACAUUAAUUGAAAAUAACUGAAGUUGUAUGUAACGUAAUGUACAUUUAUAAAUAACUGUGAUUAUAUAUUUUAUUGUCAUUUUAACUCUGUAUGUAUCAUAGUAGAAUGAAUUUCAUAUAUUAUUUUCUGUCAUCAUUCUUGUUUCUCCAUUUUUUUUUUUCAUUUAAAUUUAAUUAAAUAAAAGAACAAAUGUA
Saccostrea cuccullata (small rock oyster) is the source of this 25443-nucleotide messenger RNA. RefSeq lists its product as uncharacterized. The transcript is spliced from 94 exons. The record is from RefSeq and is a predicted model, not a curated record. Gene Ontology annotation, cellular component: extracellular region; plasma membrane; axon. Lineage: Eukaryota; Metazoa; Mollusca; Bivalvia; Ostreida; Ostreidae. Bases 210 to 25247 code for a protein of 8345 amino acids. Gene Ontology annotation, biological process: dendrite self-avoidance; homophilic cell-cell adhesion; axon guidance. Gene Ontology annotation, molecular function: cell-cell adhesion mediator activity; chitin binding.